AUGACGACGCUGGCGAUGCGGCGCCGUGCGGUGUGCGCCCUGGCGCUCCUCGCGCUGCUCUGCGGCUGCACCUCCGUCUGCGGGGCGAAUGCUGCGGAGGCGGCCCCGAAGUGUAAUGUGUCGGUGCCGGUGGAUGUGUCGUGUCAGCGUACUGGAGGGAAUUUAAGUUUCCGAGUUCGUGGGAAUGAGACGUGGGUGGCUUGUGCGUUGGACGAUGAGGCUCGCACUGCGCUGAGCAACACAAGUGCCGCUUGCGCUGCGUGGGAGAAGGAGGGGCACACCGUCGCCGGCGCUGAGGUGAACUUCUGUGACGCCGGCGGGGACCUCACGGAGAACAUUUGCAUCGCGGCCGAGUUUCUCUACGCUUCCCACCAGUGCGGUGCCCGCUGUGCUGAACACGCGGCAACGGACCCUGUGGCGUUCACGAUGACAAUUAUGGACCGUGAGGAAGGUGAGUUGCAUAAGUGGCAGGGGGCACAGGCUGAAGGAGCUACGCUGCAAAAUCAAGGGAGCCGCGUUGGCGGCGCGCGCGAGACGGGCGUCUGUCCGUUAACAGCAGCCCCUGCGGCGGCCGAAGAGGAGGGCACGGGUGCGCUUACGGGCACUGCGGGGCCGCUGCUUCGCCACAGCCCCGAACCGGCGCGCAGCCGCAACGGGAGGCAGCGGGCCCCGGCACCGUCACUGAGACCGGCGCGCCCGAGGUUGACUCUGCGGUCACCAGUGGCCCUGCCGCUCCCGCUGGGAGUCGGGCGGGGGCAACUCCACAAGUUCCCUCCGCAGGUGGCGGUGGGGCUGCUGGCGAUCAGACCGGAGAGCUGA
Trypanosoma conorhini is the source of this 819-nucleotide messenger RNA. RefSeq names its product mucin-like glycoprotein. The transcript has a single exon. NCBI's taxonomy places the organism in Eukaryota, Euglenozoa, Kinetoplastea, Trypanosomatida, Trypanosomatidae. The record is from RefSeq and is a predicted model, not a curated record. The coding region runs from base 1 to 819 and encodes 272 amino acids.